Molecule: messenger RNA, 1460 nt
Organism: Pogona vitticeps (central bearded dragon)
Lineage: Eukaryota; Metazoa; Chordata; Lepidosauria; Squamata; Agamidae
Source: RefSeq, a predicted model, not a curated record
UCUGACUUUUUAAAGUAGGGUGUCCUCCUCACAGUUUAAUGAAAUCUUCCUUUUAAAAAUCUUGCAGUUUUUUCUUUGGUCAUAUGCCGGUCCUGUGGGAAAGCUUGAAAAGUAAGAAACUUGUUCACAAUAUCUUUCUGCAAUGGGCUGAGGAAUAUGGGCCAGUCUUGCGUUUUACUGCCUUUCAUAGAGUGUCCUUAUUGAUAGUGAGUCCUGAAGCAGUAAAGGAAUACUUGAUGUUACCACAGUACCCAAAGGACCGAAUUACAUAUGGCUAUCUUUUCAAUAUGUUUGGUGUAAGAUUUUUAGGGAAUAGCCUGGUAACUGAACCUGACUAUGACCAUUGGCACAAGCAGCGGAGAAUUAUGGAUCCGGCAUUCAGUCGAACUUACCUGAUUGACUUGAUGGGACCUUUUAAUGACCAAGCAGAAGAGCUUAUGAAGGAGCUGCAGAAAAAAGCCGAUGGAGAAACCCAAGUGGAUGUGAUGAACCUGCUGGGACGGGUGACGCUGGACAUCAUUGCAAAGGUAGCUUUUGGCCUAGAAUUGAACACUCUGCACGAUGACCAGACCCCUUUUCCACAUGCAGUGAACUUGGUCAUGAGAGGACUGGGCGAAGGACGCAAUCCAUUUUUCAAGUCCUGGAAAGGGUUACUACUUCAGGCUGAAGUGGAUGAGGUUAUUGGUGUGAAGACAGACAUUGCCUAUGAAGAUCUUGGAAAGCUUGAAUACUUAUCACAGGUCCUCAAAGAAGUUCUACGAUUAUAUCCACUAGCUCCUCGCACAGUACGCUGGACAGGAACAGAGAACAUCAUUGAAGGGGUUAAAAUUCCAGCAAACACCACCCUGAUUUUCAGCACAUACGUGAUGGGACGUAUGGAAAGAUAUUUCAAGGAUGCACUGACCUUCAAUCCUGACCGAUUUAGCAAAGAUGAACCAAGACCAUACUUUUGUUAUUUCCCAUUCUCCCUGGGACCUCGUUCUUGUAUUGGGCAGGUAUUUGCACUGAUGGAGGCGAAAGUGGUCAUGGCCAAAUUUCUGCAGAGGUUUGAAUUCCAGCUGGUUCCACCACAGAGCUUUAGAAUUUGGGACUUAGUGACACUGAGACCUGCAGAUGAUGUGGUGUGCAGGUUGAAAGCACGAUGUCAUUAAUUGAAAUUCAGUGGAAUCUUAGAACUCAUAUGGGGAAAUGUUAAAGGACAAUUAGUCCACAGUCAGUGUGAUUCGGUGAUUUUGGGUUUUGAGGGUGAGGUGGCAUCUGUGGUUGCCCUUCUUAAUAUUCAGUAGCCUUGUUCUUUGCCCUUGUAUUGGUUGCCUGUAUAUUUCCUAUUCCCUUUCGACCAAAUCCAGAAUACUACAUGAAUUAAAGGCUGCUGCUCCUUCUAAAGAGAAGGGGACGACAGAGGACGAGAUGGUUGGACACCGAAGCUACCAAUAUGAAUUUGACCAAACUCUGGCAGG